GAAUAUAUUCUAUCACCUCUAAUUUUGAUCUGAUUGCACAAAUAGAUGAUAAAUGGCCUUGCCGUGGCUAUGUUUGUGGCUAACACUAUCGUUAGCUAAAUCGUUGCACAAUUACAACCAUAGCAAGAAGCCCAUGUCGUUCACUACUUUUCAUAUUGACUCGUGGGCUUUAAUAUUGUGAGUGCCAACAAUACACAUAAGGCCAUGCGCAACAAUAGUACCUCAGUGCGUUUCUCAACAUAAAAAUAAUAACAAUAAAUGAAUAGUAAAAUGAAUGAAUGAAGAACACUUCUUGGUAAAGAGACUUUAAAAAAUGAGUAAUUGCACCUCCUAUACACAGAUAACCAUGAUAUUUGCAAAAAUGGAAAACCCACUUUUAUGAUGAUCUGUUUUUUUCUAAUAGCCAUUUUACCCCUACUCAUCUAAAGCAAAACAUACUCUCUUUUUCUUUCUACUUUUCGUGGUGUUGAAUUAAAUCUUUGUCUUUCUUAUCUCCAUUGUCAUGGAAGCAAUGUAAUGUAUUCGUUUAUUUCAAGAAUUGUGAUUAUUCUCUCUUUUUUUGUGUAUCUCCCUACAACUUUGUUUUUUUCUUUUUUCUGGAUUUUGUUCUUGGUUUCUCUCUUUUUAGAACUUCAUUUUUGCUGAUUCAUGAUCGAGAUGGCUUUCUCUAAUAACAACGUCUCUUACGUCUAGUCCUUCGGAAGAGAAGAGAGAACAGCAAAAAAAAAAACGAGAUCGAAUGAUGAGAUUGAGGUUGUAGUCAACUGUUGAUUUUCGCCACAAAGAGUAAGAAACAGUGAAGAUGUAGGAAGUGUAAACCACGUUUCCAGUGGAGAGAUCAGAUUUGGCAGAAAAUCUUUACAUCGGUGAUGUCGCCGAAGAGACAUCAAAUAAGAAUUAUAUGUUGUUUAGGAAUUAAAACUAAUAUUAAAAAUAGUUAUACUUAUAAAGUUAUAUCCGGCUAAACAACUAUUUUAAUCAUAUGUACUGCAAUUUGUUAAAGAGUUAAUUCUAUGUUUAGCCGAACACGUAAUCUAGUCAUUUGUUUAUCUGAAUUGAUAAAAAAUAACAACCAUCAAUUGAUCAAAUAGUUGGUAAAUAUAAAUUACAUACCAGCUAACAAGUAAAAUAUCCAGAUAAAUCAGAAUAUAACAAUAUUAAUUUAAAAAUUAUCCAUAUAAAUGAGAGUAUAUCCAGCUAAUUUAAAAAUUAUCCAUAUAAAUAAGAGUAUAUCCAGCUAACUCACAUAGUUAAUACAUACUAAGGGGUUUUGUAACAAGGCUAGUGAGCAUGGAUGGUCCAAGUACAAGAUGGUUCAAGCCGGUAGUUCUCAUAAAGGACCCGAUGAUAAACUUUCAAUUAUGUGUAUCAAGAAGAAGACGAUAAUGGCAAAACCGGAAUUUCUUUGUGUAAAGAUCUUAUGGCUAACAAGUAAAAUAUCCAGAUAAUUCAGAAUAUAACAAUACUAAUUUAAAAAGUAUCCAUAUAAAUGAGAGUAUAUCUAGCUAAUUUAAAAAGUAUCCAUAUAAAUGAGAGUAUAUCCAGCUAAUUUAAAAAUUAUCCAUAUAAAUGAGAGUAUAUCCAGCUAACUCACAUAGUUACUAUAUACUGAGAGGUUUUAUAACAAGGCUAGUGAGCGUGGAUGGUCCAAGUACAAGAUGGUUCAAGCCGGUAGUUCUCAUAAAGGAGCCAAUGAAAAACUUUCAAUUAUGUGUAUCAAGAAGAAGACGAUAAUAGUAAAAUCGGAGUUUCUUUGUGUAAAGAUCUUAUGGCUAUAGCUGUAGAAGUGCUUAAGAUGAACAUCACUACUUUAGGUUCUUUGGUUUUGACUAUAAGCGACCAGAUUCUUUUUUUCGUGACUUUGGUUGCAAAGAAGUUGUUUCAUGCUAAGGUGAAGCCUUCCAUCCCUGAUUUUCAAGCUUGCCUUGGAUCGAUCAUUACGUGUGUAUAUAUAUAUACUUUAUAAUAUAAUUGGUUUUUUUAUUAAUUUAGACUAGCUAGUUAGAGUAAGGGGCAAAUAGUAAAAUACUCUAGAGAGAGAUUACUGACAACCAUGUUUUUUUGUGUUUUUCCAUUUUUGCAAAUUUUGCACUUAUUGUAUAUUUUUCUUGCAAAUGGCUCAAAAAAUCUAGAAGAGCUUUUCCUUCCAUUUGUUUUCAUUCUAUUGGUUAAAUUCUAUUUGAUUUUAAAAUUUAAUUAAAAAUUUAUAUUAUACUAAUUUUUAUUGGUUAGAUUAUGUGGGAAGAAUCCCUCUAAGUAUUGGUUUUCAACUACAGAAUAAUUUUAUUACUUUUUUUUGCUAAUCAAAAAUAGCGCUUAUUUGUAAAAUAGUCUAUAAAAAAUUAGUUUUGUAAUAAGAGAAUAGAGAGAGAUACGAAAAGAAAGAAGGAGAAAGAGUGUGUUUUUGGUUAGUUAAUAAAUUAUAGUUAGAUCAUUUGGUCUAAGACCAUCUCUAAUGUAUUCCUCUAUUUCUUCUUUUGUAAUAGAAGAAUUCUAUAAUAGAUGUGGUUUCUCUCCAAUAUAUUUCUCUAUUUUUUCUUUUAUAAAAGAAUAUUCUUAAAAGAUUCUUUUUUAUUUUAUAAAUAACACAUUUAACUUAUAAAUGUUGCAAAUUAGCCCAUUUAUUAUAACUUUUGAUUUUUUCCAUAAAAUUGUAAUAUUAUUUAAAUUAAACAUUUUAUUACAAAUGACGUUAGAAAAUAAUAAUAAAACAAAAUAGACAUUAUCUAAACAUCAUCAUUACUAUAGUUUUUCCAUAAAUGGUCAAUUAAUGCAUUCCAAAGUGAAAAAUGAGCUUCCUUAUUCUUGAUUUUUCUGAAUUGACUUAGAAAUUCUUGGAAUCGGUUAUCUUCAUCAUGUGGUAUUUGGACUUCUGAGGGUGGAGCUUCUCUUCCAAUACACUAGAAGAAGGAAAUAAACAUUUCUGAGAGAACCUAAAGAAGUCAAGUGAACAAAGACAACAUCAAUUGGAGAUUCAAAGACAAAAUUUUGCUUUAAAAAGAGACGAAGGAAGAAAACAAAAUUUUAUUUUGUGACUUAAAUUCCAUAGAAUAUCCAAAUGUCUGUGAACAUUUCCAAGCAGAGAAAGCACGAAUUUUACAAAAGCACAGUCACCAGAAACAAAAUCAGCUAGCUCCUCCUCUAUCCACGUCGUUUGGAUAAUAUUUUAACAAUCUUUGUGGAUCCGGAAGUAAUUUACCGGAGUAUUAAGUUGUUUCAUUAUGUUGUAUUGAUUAAUAUUUAAGUAUUAAGUUGUUUCAAUAUUUAAGUUUAAUUUUAAUAUGUUAUCAAUAUGUAAAUUAUGUGAAACUUUUAAUAAUUAAAUUUUAAUUAAUAGUUUUAAUUAUCAAUAUAAAAUUUUAGAUAUCAUUCAUUAAAUAAAAAAAUCUGACUUUAAAAUAAAAUAAUUAGUAUGUAAACAUAAAUAAUUUAUAUCUUUUUUAUUUUAUUUAUAAUUAUAAAAAUUAAAAAUUAGUAUGUAAACAAAAAGUUGUGCAUUUAUAUGUAAAAAUUGUAUUUCUUCGUAAACAUGUAUUUUAGUUAUAAUCACAAAAGCUAAAAGACUAUUUUGUAAAUAAAAAAAAAUACAUCUCUAUUAUAGAGGAAUGCUAUUUUUUCUCCUAAAUAUAUAGAAAUUAGUAAUCUUUAUUAUAGGGGAAGAAAUAGAGCUGGGUUGGAGUAGAUUUUCCUCCAUUAUAGCAUAGAGAGGCAAAUAUAGAGGUGAAUUAGAGAUGCUCUAAUUUCCCUCAAGAAUAUGUACGAAGGUAAACUGUUGUAGGUUUUUCAUACUAAGAAAUUUUACCAUUUAGCUAUACUAACUUAAAAGAUUUGUAUAAAUUACAUGGUAUUUUUAAGAAAAACACAAUUAGAUGGAGUUUAAACUCCCAAGACAAAUUUCUAAAACUAUAUUGAAUCACAAAGAAUAGGUUACAAAUAUAAGAAUGGUUGAGCAAUAUAUAUAUCUACAUGUGAGUAUAUGUGAAGGUGAAUGGGAUUUGGACAAAUAUGGCAGUGAGUGUGAUUGUUUGUUUGUUUAUCAAAGAGGAUGUUUGUGUUCAUCCUUUAUCUUCUUUGUUUUCUUUAUCAUUGUACUUGAGCUUUUAUCUCUUUAUCCCCCCCUAACCUUCUUUACUCCUUUAAUCAUUACCAAAUCCUUCUUAUUUAUUUUUAAUACUGUAUUCAAUUACUAAUAGGUACAUGAGCUGUAGCUGAACCUUAACUAUAUAUAACGUGAUCAAAUACUUGACAGAGGUCUCUGUGUCAUUUGUCUUUUCUUCGCGUUUUUUCCUUUACUUGUUUUAGUGUCAGGGUUGACCUAAUACGUUUGCUUGUGUUCUGCGCUGGCCUCUCGAUCUCAGUUUUUUUUUUUUUUUUUCCGUCAAUAUGAUUUUAUAUAUUAAAGGAUAUGGGCCAAGCCCAGAAUCAUUACAAUAAAAGCCCAUACUACAACUAAACCCGAUAACCAAAUGGGCCCAAAACCUUCCGGCCCAACAAGAGAAACCCUAAUCUCUCUACAGGAAAGAGAGCAGCCGCGUCGAAUGUCCAGCUUUUCCGAAGCACGGACACGUGUUGCCAUCCUCGACGACGAGGGGCACGUGUCACACGGACGCCUCAUCUCCACCACCUCUCAUCUUCGUCGGAGAUCCAGCCUUCGGAUCUCUCGACCAAAACGGAGCACUGCAGCUCCGCCAAAUCUCACUUCAAACCUCUUUGGGCCUCUGAAACUGGAGAGCAUCAAUCGCCAUGGCGAGAGCUCCCCCAACACAGUUCACCGAAACCACCCAAAGAAAUUAACGCAUGCAACUUGAACCGAUUCCACCGGAGAGCCUCACUCUCCUCCAGCAAAAACACAAAAAAACCUAAAACUAAGCGAAGAGAAAAAAUUAAACUAAAAGGACGAAACCCAAAAGGACAAGGGGACGAGAUCCGGUGACGCGAAGCUGUGAAAGCCUUCACCCCCCGGGGACUAGAGCCGACGACGGCGGAACUAAGGAAGCUUCCCCGCCGCGGAUGCAAAGUCCGGCGAUGACGGAUCUGUGAGAGCCUCCGUCUCCCGGAAACCGAAAACUCAACUAAACCAUCCCCUCCUUCCCGCAACCGCGUCGUGACUCCAGAACCACAACCACCGGCGAUUGUUGGGUGACCAGAGCUCCGACAGACAGAAACCGGAGAAGGAGAGAAGGAGACAAAGACUGGUGAUUUAUUCUGAAGGAGGAAAAGACUCCGGCGGCGGCACGGACGCUCACGCGCCGACCGACCGCCGGAACCCCAAAAUUUCUCUCUAACUUUUUCUCUCUAUGGUUCUUUCUUUUUUUACGAUCGAUCUCAGUUCUUUUAAUAUAACUUUUUUUGGACAAAAAAAUUAAUAUAACAACUCAGUUCUUUUAUUAUAUUACAAUAUUGAUAUGUAGUCAUACCAGAAAGUCUAGCUAGUUGAUUUGGAGACUGGAAGUCUGGAACCAAUUAGACAUUGGAUACCAGUUCCUUAAAUUGAACAUAGUAUUUUUUUUUCUUUGAAACUAAAAAUUGACAUAGUAUUUCCCUCUUUUUUUCUGUCAACUAGACAACUUCUACAUUUUUGUCAACUAUUUUUUUCCUCUAUUUAAUUCUAAAUUUUAUUUAUAUUAAAUCGCAGUUUCUUUUUAUGACCUUUGUGUUGAUAAUAGAUGAACAAGUGAAAUUUUAAGAGAUCUUGUUUGAGUAUUUUAAUACAACUAUCUCAUAUUUAAAAAAAAAUCUUAAAAAAACUCUCUCUUAUUUGACCAGAAAAGGUUGAAUUUUAAGUUUUCUCACAUAAAUAGUAUCUUGUGAGCUUCUUGACAAAGUCCCAGCGGCUUCCGUAUUCAUCUGGUGGGAUUUUCGGAUGAGCCUGACAUAUGAGGUUAUAAGUCAUCGAGAGGUAUGAGACUUUUCAUGAAUUUAACACCCGCAUGUCGCAAACUGCGUGGAAAAUGAACUUACCUCCAACAAUAUUGAGUGUUUGAACAAACAUGCAAUAUGUUUAAAACAUCAACGUAAAGAAUAAGAUCAUCAAAGAGUACAGAUCGAUAGCAACCAAAAUCAUCAAAGAUAUAAUCAUCCGAAAGACCACUAUAUGUAGAGCAUUUAAAAACUAAUUUGGAAGUAUUUUAUUUAGAUAUGUCUAUUUUAUUGUAUUUUGUAAAUAUAUAUACUGGAUACUAUAUUAACAAAUAUAUAUUGUAUCUUCUUGUAAUCGGUUGCUUUUGUCUCUUAAUUUGGAUCGAUCUCACUUCCUUGAGCGAACUCAUACAUGAUAAAAUGUAGUAGAUGAGACUUGUUUCAAAAUAUCAGUGUUAUAUCAACCAUCAUAUAUUAUCACUAUCAUGGUAUAUAUACGAUUGAUAGAUCAUCAUAUGGGAGUAGUAUGUUAAAAAGGUAUUAGUUUCUUUUUUUUCCAAGUUCGAUGCUUGUUAAUGGCAUCAAGGUUCUAACAUUCUAACAUAUGGAAAUCUUAAAAAAAAAAAUACCUGUGAUAUCUUCUAAAGUUUUUCCGUCAUCUCUGUUAUUUUCAGCUCAUAAUAAAUUCGUCAAUCUCCCACCUUGGUAGAUCACUCUCAAGAAAGUUUAGCAUAGCUAACACAUUGUACGUAGUUUAGUAACUUAAUGAGUUUUGUCUGGAUCCUGAUUCAUAUCCUAAAGGAAUCAAUCUUGCAAAACGAGGAGAGAGACGUUAGUGUUAUUUUCAUAAAGCAAUAAAAUAGUAAAAUGUUUAUUGUAUUCCCUAUUUUCCGGGAUACUAUAUCAAUAAAUCUGAGUCAAUACGAUAAUUAUAUAAGGUUGACCAAUUGGAUGCUGCACAUGUCACACUUUGUACAAAGUACAAGCGCUAGUCGUCGAAAGAGUAAGUGAAUAUUUGAAAGAAACGAAAGAACAUCAGACGUCUCAACUAUAUGAUAUGUUGAUAUUUCAUAAUUAUGUUCUUGUUAUUUCUUGCAUGGAUUCAACAUUUCCAUAAUCAGAAAACAAAAGUUUGUUAUAGGAAAGUCAAUAUAUAUAAUAGAUAAUCAACUGACCAAAUCUGAUUCGCAAACAAUACUUUCACGAUUACUACACCACAAGACAAACAUUUCAAAAAACAAAUCGUCAAUAAAUUUGUGUAGUUAAAUUAUUAUGUGAAUUUGCACACAAUGUAACAUAUAUAUAGAGUCUAGGGACGGCUGAAAUAUUAGAACGAAUGUUGGGUUUGCUAUUUUUGGUGAAAUCUUAACGCCAAAAAGACAACUAAAUAGUUGCUUAUUGACUAAAUAUUUUAUAGAUGCUUGUUGAACUUUUUUGUUUGGCUUCUCAAAUCAUUCCUUCAUUUUUCAUGUCAUUAUAUUUUUUUCUGUUUCGGUGGCAGUCUUAUCUUUUGUCUUUGCAUUUGGAUGAUAGUGUACCGGCUAUUGUUCGUUGAAAAGGAUACAUAGAUUAUAGAUAUGCGUUUUACAAAUAUUGGGUAAGUAUUACAAAUUUUUAUUAGACAAGUAUAGUUCAUUAAAAAGAAAAAAAAAGUAUGGCAGUUCAUCAAUAAACUUUAGAACCUUGCGGACAUGAUGAUUUCUUUUUUUUUUUGGCAGAACGAAUUUGUUAAGUGUAGUAUAUUGGGAAGUACCUAAAAUGCAACUAUAACACCCCCAAAACGUUGAACAAAAAAAGAACACCCCCAAACACAAAAAAUAGAAACGCAAACCUAAAGUUUUAAGUAAUGGAAAACUCUUCCGAGUGACAUAAUCAAAUCCAAUUAUUUUCUAAAAAUGAAAGAUGUGAAAAAUGUCAAGUGCACGUACCUCUUUGUCAAAAAAAAAAAAAAGAAGUCAAGUGCACGUACUUUUAUGAUAACCAAAAUUAAUGGAAUUAUUUCGGAAAAGGUUAUAACAUCUACGUGUACAUAUACAUGCAUAAAUAGACCCUAUGUAACUGUAGAUAGUUGUACAAGUACAACGGUCCUGAAACAAGAAAGACGAGAAUGUGAAGAAGACAUAUGGAAGAACUCAAAAUCUUAUAAAAAUAUACACAUAAAAAGACGACAAAAACAACAAGAAGAACGAACAACAAUGUCUCUUUUACCUCGAGAAAAUAAACAGUAACAAAAAUAUAUACACUAAGACACGCAUACGGCAUAUGUAUGUAACCUUUUAACUACAAACGAGGGAAGAAAAUAAAGUUGUGUACAUGCGCGUCUACAUAGUUUUUAGAGUAUAGAAAAAGAGACUUUUUUAAACGAAAUUGGAAGAGCAUCGGAUUUGCAGUUCUCUCUCGUGGAUUCUUUCCCUUGGACCCUUCCUCGAUUCCCAUUCACAAGUCACAACUCCUCUCUCUAUAUAGGUGUUCACAUGCAUACAUUAGACAUAUAUACACGGUACUUACAUACUCCCAAUAUUUUUAAUAGUUUUUCGUUAUCCAAUUAAACAUCAAUUUCAAUGUAUCCCUAUAGUAUAAAUGGUGUGAGGCUUUGCUGCGAGAUGUAAUCUCUAAAAUAGACUAACGGCAUGGUUUGCUGUUCGUAGCUAGACAUUAUUUUAGUAGGUGUAAAAAUUCAGUUGGGAGUGAUCACGUAGUAAAACGCAAUUUUCAUGUAAAAAGGAAUAUAUAUUUUAUAAUAUUUGGUAAUAUGUCAAAAGAAAACACGUUGGCUUGAACGGCAAUAGUUUUUUCGUGAGUUUUAGUUUUUGGAAUUUAGUUUUUGGUUUAAUUGUUUGGGUUUUGUUGUAGGUUUUAUGUUUUUCUCAACAAUAUUUUAGUUUCCUUUUGAAAACAAAUCUGAACGGCAAUUUGUCUUUUUUUUUUUUUAAUUUUUAGUUACAUUCUUACAAAAUUGAUCCAUAAUAUGAGUUUUGAUUUACUAAUUAAUUUUUGUAUAACUUUUUAAAAAAUAAUAAAACAAAUAGCUAGAUUUUAUCAUUUAUCAUUACAACAAAAUGUUUAAUCUUGUGUUUCAGAGAUUAAGAAAUCAGAAAAUAUUUGUGCGUAAUAUAGUAAAUCAAUCCUUUUUUUUUUGUCAACAGAACCAUACAAACUAAGUUAAGUUUGCCUGUUAUUAUUGAUUCAUAGCUGAUCCGGUAGUCUCAACUGGUUUGAUUUAUGUGAAAGAAUAAUGAAUCUUGUACAUGUGUCCGUUUGGAAAGAGAGUCGGUAUAGAUAUUAAAGGAACAAGAGAUUUACAUAAGUUGAGAAUCUAAAAAAUCAUUCCUAAUUUAGGUGAGUUCAUCCAAGUCUAUUUUCAAAAUUGGGCUAAUCUUCAUAUUCUUAGUCAUCUUGAGUAAGUUGGUACUAUCUGUUUCAAAAAAUGACUGAAUGAAUGUUGUUUUCUCUUAGACAUGUCAUAAUCCAAAAGAAACCACAUGGUCAUGGUACUUUUUUUUACCAAUGUAAAUGUGUAUAGAUUUUGCUACACGAGACAAAUGAAAGAGGAAAAAAAAAUAUUCUCCAUGUACAAAGAUUUCCUUCCAUUAUGCUAGGUGUAAUUAAUUAGUUAAAAAUAGUCAGCGAGAGGUUUGACUAGCAAUAAUGUUCAGAAAUCUAAGAAGUCGCACGCACGAUCUACCUUAAGCGUGGAGGAAACAAAGUCCCCGUUCCAAGUCCUUCGACUUUCUACGUUACCCAACAAGUAGGUUUUAUUUUCAGAAAGUCACAUGUCGUAAUAUCGUAUCCACAAUAAUAUAGUUCAAAUUUACACAUUACAGUGAGUACGCCACAAGAUUAAUUACCAACUCUGACUCAUCUUGAUUAGGUUUGAAGUUUCCAGCCCACCCUCUAGCUUACUUUUAAAACCCAAUCACUGAUCACUAAUAUAUUAGCCAAUUAUAUAGACUUCAAAUCACUAAGAAAAUAAUAUACGCCCACAAAUAAGUCUUAUUAGUAGAUUUCAGAGCGAUACAUAUCAAACUCUAUUAAAAAACUUCAAAUCAACCUAUCAUUCAUAUAAUCGAUUCACUCUUACUAGUCAUGUGAAUUAAUAUACAUGUAUUACUAUCAAAUUUCGAUCAAUAAUUGCAUAUAUAUACAUAUGUAGUUUUGUAUCGGUGUUAGGUAAUUCCAUUGGUCAUAUGCUAUGAUAAAAGAUAUGUAGGAUUAGCAAAGCAAAGAAACAAACAGUUUUAUGUUAUACCAGUAGCUUUUAAAACAAAAAGACAACAAGUAAUGAUAUAGACUAAGGUUUUAAAAGCAACAAGAACCACCCAACCAACAUUAAUUUUUAUUCUUUUACAGAUUGAAUAUAAACAUCACUCCCCCCCUCUGCUUCUCACUCACACACAAUAUUUUCUACAUAUUUAUAUGCGCCCGUGUGCUUUCAACAGCUGUAUCAACCUUCUCUCUUUCAACACAAACCUCUCUCUCUCUCUUUCUAAUACCAUGUCGGAGAAACGAAUCGGUAUGGUCGAGAAAAGUAACAACAAGAGACAACGAGUGAAUCUUGUUCCCACGUUCUCCAUCAACGACCACCACGACGUUCUUGUUGAAAUCCUCCGGCGACUAGACGGCCCUUCUCUCUGCUCAGCCGCUUGCGUGUGCCGUCUUUGGUCAGCCGUGGCUCGCAACGACUCAAUAUGGGAAGAGCUUUGUUUCCGACAAGUGUCACCACGCCCUUCGCUUUCACUUCGCUCAGUUGUGUCUGCUCUCGGUGGCUACCGAUGUCUCUACUUCCUCUGCAUCCGUCCGGUCCUCGCACGACUCCCCAAGAUCAUUUGGAGCCGAGACCAGCUCCAGCUCUCACUCUCCCUUUACUGUGUUCACUACUACGAGCGCCUUUACGUCGGCGCGUGGCUUGGAGACGCGCCACCUUCUUCGCUCAUGUUCCUUAGGAAACCCGUCAACGUAGUCUGAUCCGCCUUUGGCCGCACCGGGAAUGAAUAAACUAUUAGUUCACAAGAUUGUAUUCUUUAUCAUAUUAUUGUUUACUCCUAUUUGUUACGAUUACGAAAUUUCAAGUUCAUCAUUUCAUUACAAGAUUUUUAUUAAUAAACGAUUAGUUCACAAGAUUGUAUUCUUUAUCAUAUAAGUAUUAUUUACUCCGAUUUGUUACGA
Molecule: messenger RNA, 11025 nt
Organism: Brassica rapa (field mustard)
Lineage: Eukaryota; Viridiplantae; Streptophyta; Magnoliopsida; Brassicales; Brassicaceae
Product: F-box protein SNE
Biological process (GO): gibberellic acid mediated signaling pathway; regulation of gibberellic acid mediated signaling pathway
Cellular component (GO): SCF ubiquitin ligase complex
Molecular function (GO): protein binding
Source: RefSeq, a predicted model, not a curated record